Messenger RNA from Sycon ciliatum, 5436 nucleotides. RefSeq lists its product as uncharacterized. The transcript has 2 exons. The record is from RefSeq and is a predicted model, not a curated record. The coding region runs from base 495 to 4730 and encodes 1411 amino acids. Lineage: Eukaryota; Metazoa; Porifera; Calcarea; Leucosolenida; Sycettidae.
UUAGUUUCAGCCUAGCAAGCAGACUACUCGCAGGAUACAUUGAGUGUACUGCAAGAGUACUCGUAGAGUCCUCUGCUGAGUCUUCUCGACUCCAGAACGCGCGCAGCUCGAGCUCGACGGGUUGGGUUGCGAUACAAGCGUUUGCAAAAGCGAACGUUAUUAUUCAACAAGUAAAAAUGCUGGUUUUUCUUGCCUGAGUCGUUCGCUUGGAGUUCUUCGACUACAAUUUUUGUGGUGCAUGCCGCGCCGCGUUGUAGUUUGUGUUGGCGAGUAAGUUGUUUACAUUACAAGUUACACCGGCUCCGUCAUGGACCAGUUUUCACUUUUCAGUCUUCGUAGGUCACAGUGCGAAGAAACCCGGAGAGCUGACGACUGGUGUUUGGCACUCGUGACUCAGUGACAUUCGGCUUCGGUCAUGGGGAAGAAUGUGACAUAGUUUACUCGUUUCGUACUUGUUGCCACGUGUAUGGCCUUAUGGCGUGAAGGACGCAAGCAUGGGAGAAUGGCAAGCUUCAGCCUUGUUGUGGUUGGAACCGUACCUGCAAAGGAGACUGCGGCAACAUGGACUCGUCAUGGAUUUGUUGGACUACUUUGUAUCGCACCAGGUCCUGGACCUUCAUGGCAUCGAUUACCAAACAUUAGCCGAUAAGCAGCUGAGCAAUCCGGACAGAGUGAAGAAGAUGGUAGGAGUGUUAGCUGCGUUGUGCCGCGACUCCGGCCGGCUGCUGCCACCGCGGCCACGGAGUUCUGAAGUGGACGUGUUCGACAAGUUUUGCAGUGCAAUGCGGCAUGUCGGACACAAAGAUCUUGUCGACCUGCUGCAAGCCAAAGCCGCCGUGGACAAAGAGAGUGGUGGCUAUGACUUUGGGCGUGCGCGGCAGCCUGCAGUGUCGCCGCCCCUGCCCCCGGAGGAGGCUCCCUCCCAUGCAGUGACCUGGUCAUAUCCAGGCUACAGUGUGCUACGAGUGCCGGUGGAUGAGACAACUACUUGCCGCUCCGUGCAUCCCGGCGGUGUCUCUGCUACUCUGCUGCCUGUGGAGGAGACUCCGGUGCUAGCACACUCUGGACGUGGUUGCAUCACAGCCGUGCCUUCCAGUGACCAGGCGAUACCAGUACCAACACCUGUCUAUGCGAGGAUGUGCAAUCAUGCUGUCACAGCAAUUGCCAGUCCAGAGUCACCACUGUGCGGAGAGUACAUUUACAGUCCUCAGAGUCCAGGAACAGCAGUACCUGUGGAGGAGACAAUGGAGCAGGGAAUUACCACUGAGUCCCAUGGGAAUACGCAUGCCAUCCCACCGAGCCAGCUGCUGUCGCCGGAACGUGCGGUGCAGCAUUCCCGACCGGCGACUUGUGUUGAGAGGUAUCACACGCUGCUGCUUAGCCUGUGCCAUGCCGAAUGUGAAAGAACAGACGCUCUGCACACGCUGGGUGGAUGCACAUUCGAAUAUGUGUGUAUGCAGGCUGUACGGCCAAGGGACACUGACUGUCAGCGCGCACAACACCGUGGGUACUUGCAAUCCUUAGCUUUAGCCAGAGCUCACCAAGCACAGCAACAGAAACAGGAGCACGAGAGUGACAUUCUAUUUUCACUUGAUGACCCGUCUGUGUUGCUCACAGGGUCGGUUGAGCAGCAGCAGCAGCAGCCAGUGAGCGGACAAGCUGCGAUAUCUUCAGCGACGACAACAGCUGCACGGGAUCUGCCUGCUGGAGUACCUUGUAAGACGAUUGUUGUAGGUGAAUCCGGCAAGGGCAAAACCAUGCUCUGUCAGCGUGUACUCUUUGACUUUCUCCAUGGGGCACGUACACGUCUCCGCGAUCGGUUUGAUUACAUCAUUCCUAUUAGCAUCCGAGAGAGCAACAGCCUGUCAACCAGUGACCCUGAUGCCUUCCUGGGUCUAAACCACCCUGCACUUGCCUUUAAUGAGCAGGAGCGGCAAGCUGUUAAGCAGCACUUGGCGGAGAACUCUUCCCGGAUUCUUCUGAUUUUCGACGGUAUUGAUGAGAGCAAGUCGAGCGCUUUCAGCCCUGACUCCGCAGCACAUGCAUUCUUGCAACGUCGGCAGAGUGUCCUGAUGGAUGCGUCCGCGCUCAUAACAAGCAGGCCUGGCCAGCAGGCAUGCCGCAUUUCAAAGUCCUGCAACCGGCACUAUCGACUUGCUGGCUUCACUGACGCGCAGCUGACCAGGUUUGUUGACAGGCAUCUUGGUGCGGAGGCUGGCAAGGUGUGCAUAUCAAGCCUGGACCUGGCAUCACGCCAGCACUUGAAGCAGGCUGUGCAGAGUACUCCGCUACUCGCUGCUAUUCUGUGUCAGCAGUUCAGCCUGUCUCAGUCUGUGCCAUCAACAACAACUCUCUUUUUCGUGCACUACCUUUGCUCGGCUAUUGCACGCCUUGAGCAGCGGCGUCCAGAGGAGUUUGGCACUGUUACUCUAUCAUGCACUGCCGCAAGCCAGUUCAAUGGAGGCCAAGUAUUCCAGUGCGGAGAAGAGGUCGGCCUCUACACGGUUGUCGAGCAUCAUCUGGAGCAGUUCGUCAUGACCGACACCAGUAGCCGUUCAGAUGCGGUUCAUGUUGUCAGUGCAUUGCAAGAACUGUACCGCGUGAGCCUUGACGGUUUGCUCUUGGGCCAGCACUCGUUUGAUUGCUCCAAGUUCACACGGACGUCAGCGUGGUGGUGCUUGGAACUCGGUGUUCUGGUGUCGGAGAGAGACCAUCAUCGCUCUCUCUAUGGCUAUGAAAAGCGCGUUGCCCUGCCGCACCCGACAAUACAGGAGUGGUGUGCUUCACGUGCAUGCACGUCUGCAGCGGAUCUGUCGUCCAGCACGGCGCACUGCUUGAUUAGCUUUGGCGUUGCUGAAGAGCGCUGGGGCUUCUGGAAGUUUGUGUUUGGUUCGGCACGCACUGAUGACCUGCACGCACUGCUGGCCGGAAUGAAGACACAGGGCAGUGAACACUUUGGUGGCCUAAUGGUGAAGAAGUUCCGUCUAUUUCUAAUGGGCUGCCUGCUGGAACAUUGUCUGUGCAGCCACGGUGAGAUUCCGCACGGUGAGCGGACCUAUUCCUCCGCAGCAUCUCUCAUUGGUGCAGAAGCCAUCAAUUUCUCCGGUACGGUGCUCGACGAUGGUGACAUCAUGGCCGUCAGCAACAUACUGCAGCUACUGCCAGCUGGAUGUGCGUGCAGCCUUGAUCUGAGCAACUGCAUGCUUUCAGCACAGCAGCUCGUGUCUGUCGCGCCGUGGCUGCACAAAGCCAGCAGUGUACAGCUCUCCGGUAACGAUCUCAGUGGACCACCUCUGCGCGCCAUCGGACACUGCUUGAAGCAGUCAUCUGGCGGCCUCCAGUCACUGUGCUUGACAUGCACCAGUUUGGUUAGGCCUGGAGAGGACGGAAUGGCCCUCGCUGAUUGCUUAUCACACUCAACACUGACGUUUCUCUCCUUGAAGUCCAGUCAGCUUGGCAAUGUCGGUUUGGCAAGGCUUGCUGAAUGCAUGCCAGAUUGCCCAAACCUUGAGCUCCUUUCCUUCGGAGAUUGCUCGCUGAGUGAGGGCUGUGGAUCCAGUCUGGCUCAUAUUGUGCGCCGAGUGUCUGGACUCCAGCAGCUGUUUCUGUAUCGCAACCGCCUUAGGAACAACGAUGCCAGCCUCGUGCUGACGGCACUUUGUUCAUCACACUCGCUCAUCAAGUGCAACAUCGAUGACAAUCUGCUUGAUAAUGAUAUUCUUGGCAGUAUGCGUGACUUCUUGCGUGCACGUCAUGAGUUGUCACCAUUGCUCCUCUCGGCCGCACGCAUUGCUAAGUCUGCUGGUGGCCGCAGGCCUCUGUCCCAUUGUAUCAUCAGUAUCAGUGGAAACCGAGCCGAUCGCCAUCUGCUGGAUCAGCUUGCGGCUUCUGGGGUUGCCCGCAGUGGUGAUGAGGUGUAUCUUGGUGGCCUAUCCCUGGCAGCAGACUCCGUGCAGCCAAAGAGCAUGAAAGCCCUCCUGUCCGAGCACGGUGGAAGCCUGGAAGGCUUUGUGUCAGAUGAGUUGGUCGCUGAUCUCGGCAACUGUCUAGCUGCAGAUGCAACCCUGCGGGAGAUCUUCCUCCGGCACAGUCAGCUCAACGACAUUGGCAUACAAGCUUGGGCAAUGUGUGGCCCUAGCUGCUACCAGAACGUGCAGGUUGUCGACGUCGGCUCCAACAACAUUGGGCUGAGCGGCGCAGCCGUGCUUGUGGAUGCGUUUCGCAACUCUCCAGCACUGCGUUGCCUGCGACUAGACGGCAACCCCAUCUUUGCCGGCGGUACAACCACGGUCCAAGGGGAACCCAGUGCAGAGUAUGAGCUGCUGUUUGCCGCCUUGUCGGAGCUGAAUAACCUCAGAUGCCUGACACUGGACAAGACGGAUAUGCAGGUGUCCGUAGCGGAAAGGCUCAUGCUGACGGUGAAGCAGAUGUCACCGCUUGUCUUCCUCGGUGUAUCGUGUAACGACUUGGGAGACCGCAUUGCCGAGCUACUGGUGGAGCACCUGGAAUGCGGAGGUUCGCUGGCGAUAGUGGACCUGCAGAACAAUGGCAUCACUGCCACUGGUGUACAGCUGCUAGCGAGUUGCACUGCCAUCACUGAGAACAUGGAGCAUGUCUGGCUGUGCGGGAACAGCCUCUCCGGCCAACGGCUUUGCCGUCCAUUGUCCACCACCGACCACGUGUAUGACUUUGACUUCCUAACCCACAUGGUGGAUGAGUGCAGCCAGUGAAGUAAGUACUGAACAUGUGCGCUCUAUCACCGCUAGGCCCAUAGUCUCUAUCACCGCUAGGCCCAUAGUCUCUAUCACCGCUAGGCUCAUAGUCUUGUACAGCUUGGCGCCAUGACCUGCGAGUAGCUAGAAUGUUGAUAACAAAUUCAACUUGACCUGAACUCUAUCUCAAAUAAUUCCUUGAGCCACUUAAAGUCAUUUCCGACUAGUCUAUCAUUCUGAAAUGCUUCGCUUUGGCACACGCUGUUCCGUUGAGAAUGACCACCGUUGUGUUUCCCAGCAUGGGACUGUUUUUGAGUGUUCCAUAUUUCCAUGCUCGCAAUCCUGCACGAGAAGUUAUUGCUGUGUUUGUGUGUGUGUGAGUGUGUAUAUGUGUGUACACGAAUGUGCAAGGCUCCAGAGGCACAUAUGCCAGGCAUACCAGUUCUAUCCCAUUUCCUAGUUGUUCCAGCCUAGAUAAGCAAGUCAAAGUAUUUUUUCCUUGCGAUUCUUUCAAAUUCGAUCAUGCUCAUUGGGGUUUCUUUCUGCUGAUUUGUUAUACUUCAAGUGCCACUUUUUUUUCAUUUCAAUAUGAAGUCCUGAUUCUUUGUCUAGACUCUGCGAGAUCCUUUUCCAGAGUGAUUCAAAGGCCCCGAUAUUUUUCUUGUUGAAAUAACUGAGUUACGUUUGAAUGACAAAUCAUACUACUAACUUCCCAAUUCUUCCA